Molecule: messenger RNA, 1913 nt
Organism: Trematomus bernacchii (emerald rockcod)
Lineage: Eukaryota; Metazoa; Chordata; Actinopteri; Perciformes; Nototheniidae
Gene: lcmt1
Product: leucine carboxyl methyltransferase 1
Exons: 11
Coding region: 301-1278 (325 amino acids)
Biological process (GO): C-terminal protein methylation
Cellular component (GO): cytosol
Molecular function (GO): protein C-terminal leucine carboxyl O-methyltransferase activity
Source: RefSeq, a predicted model, not a curated record
AGUGCUCAUUCAUUUCUUGCUGCGAGUUGUUAUUAGCCUGCAAAAUAUUACUCCCUCGUUAAAUAUCGCUUAUUGUUAUUCAACUAAUACAUUGUUUAUCAUACAGAAGUACUUGAGCAACCCGACUACGUUCACAGCUUUUUUCUUCUUCUUCGUCGUUUUUAUUAAACAGCCCCAUCUGUCAAAAAAGAGCUAGCCAGUUAGCUUGUAGCUAAGUUAGCCCUUGUUAAACAGGUGGACGAGCUGGUGAACGCUUACAGUUUUAAUGUUAAAAAGUUAACUUUAGGACAAGAAUCGCUAAUGGCAGCUCGGCAGCCUUACAUAGACUCGGACACUUCUGAUGAAGCAGUGAGGGCGACCUGUGACGAUGCAACCAUCUGCAAAAGGUUUGCUUCCAGUAAAAGCUACUGGAAGGAUCCUUAUAUACAGUAUUUUGUAAGAUCUGUAGGGGAGCGGAAGGCACCUGAAAUCAACAGAGGUUACUAUGCCCGUGUUCAGGGAGUGAACCAUCUCCUGGACGCGUUCCUCAGGAAGACGCAGUGCGACUGUCAGGUGAUCAACCUGGGAGCCGGGCUGGACACCACCUUCUGGAGACUCAAGGAUGAAAACCUCAUGCCACGGAAAUUCUUUGAAGUUGACUUUCCAACAGUUGUGGCCAGAAAAAUACACAAUAUCAAGACGAAGCCACCCCUGUCAAAACCCCUCAUCGAAACCCACUCAACAGACUCCUUACUACUAGACGCCCACAGCCUGGACUCAGACCGGUACUGUAUCAUUGGAGCUGACCUCAGAGACAUCUCUAGUCUGGAUGAGAAACUGAAGAAGUUCCAGCUUAAUCCAGAAUUACCCACAUUGCUGCUGUCGGAGUGUGUGCUCGUCUACAUGACGCCCUCGCAGUCCUCCAAUGUCGUUCACUGGGCUGCAGAGACCUUCCCCACCGCCAUGUUCGUCAACUACGAACAGGUGAACAUGAGCGAUCGAUUCGGCCAGGUGAUGAUCGAGAACCUGCAGCGUCGCCAGUGCAACCUCGCAGGAGUCGAGGCCUGUCAGUCUCUGGACACCCAGAGGGAGCGGUUUCUUAAGACCGGCUGGGAGCAGUCUGAUGCUCUGGACAUGAUGACGGUCUACAGUAUGCUGCCCCAGGACGAUGUGGCAAGAAUUGAGCGUCUUGAGUUCCUGGAUGAGCGUGAGCUGUUGCAACAACUUCUUCAACACUACAGCAUCUGCUGGGCCACCAAGGACAAACUCAAACUGGGUCUGUCACAGUUGGCAUUUUGAGUGUUAAACGGCUCCUCUGUUGAACAUGCUCUACAUGUGUGUGCGCCAAAAUCAACAAGUGGAGAAGAAGUACGGUGGUUGACACUGGGAAACAGGAAGUACGAUUUAUCUCGAUCAAGCCCUCACCUUGGAGCUGUUCCGGUGCAAAAACUCCCGCCAUCAGCAGAAUGUGAUUUGUUGAAUGUCCUUUUAAGUGUCAGAAAAUAAGAGAAGGAUCCGCCUGAGAACCGUGAAGACGUUUGUGUCUCUACUGUAAAAUAGGUCAGGUUUGUUUUAUUCAUUUGUUUACAGGCAGAUUUUGUCUGUGAUUGAGCACAUAUAGAAAUAGGAUUUCAAACCCUGCUCACAUGAGUUGAAAAUGAAUGAAAAUAUGUUUUCAGAUGUCAUUUAUUUGUCCUUUUCUGUUUUUCCAUGUGCCAUUUUAGUUUUAUUUAUUCAUCAAUUCUACUUCCAGGAUCAUUUCAAUACAAUACAUGCAUGCUAAUACUGUAGUUAAUUGACAUUUUUCCCGCAUUAUUUGUUCUAUUCUUGCGCCUUGUUUCAAGCAGAAAAAAGGACAUGAGGGAUUAGUUUGUGAUAGUUUCUGAUGAAAGCUGGUUAAGUGCAGUUGAAUAAAAAAAAGCCUUUUUGUGUAA